This is a messenger RNA of Aspergillus piperis CBS 112811, 1168 nucleotides long. RefSeq names its product polyamine oxidase. The record is from RefSeq and is a predicted model, not a curated record. The transcript is spliced from 12 exons. NCBI's taxonomy places the organism in Eukaryota, Fungi, Ascomycota, Eurotiomycetes, Eurotiales, Aspergillaceae. Bases 26 to 1168 code for a protein of 380 amino acids. Gene Ontology annotation, molecular function: oxidoreductase activity.
AGUGCGACUAAAGCUAUAAUGAAACAUGAAACUCGCCAGUACAGCAGCAACCCUCACUGCCUUCGCGGUAUUGGGAAAUGCUAAAAUUUGUACGGAAACUGAAGUGGUCAUCUUAGGUGCCGGUGUGACGGGCGUGACUGCUACAGAAACACUGCACAACAAUUGUGUCGAAGAUUUUAUCGUACUAGAGUAUCAGGACCGCAUUGGUGGGCGGAUGCACGAGGUUACCUUUGGCAAAGGGCAACAAUAUGUAGUGGAGGCUGGGGCUAACUGGGUACACGGAACUGGAGGGCCCGAAACACAUGCCACUAAAGCCAACCUCCGCACACUAACCAGUGACGAUGAGAAUGCCACGGUAUACGACCAGACGGGCGAAAUACCACCCGAGCUCCUGUUCAACGCACUGGAAGCUGUCAGCGAAGCCGACUCCAAGGUCCUCGCCGACGCUGGCACCCGACUUUACCACCACCUCGAAGACCGCACAUACCGUGCGGCCCUUCGGCGGCAGGGAUGGAACCCGAAAGAGACAAAUCACAGUCAAGGCGGAAGAAACUUCCGAGAUCUAUACCGCAGUAACCACGAAUGCGACGGCCAAGUUCUUCUCUCACCGAGAGGAGUUCAGCUUCGAUCAACGUGGUUCGCCAUCAUCCUCAGGAAUGUGGCAGAUCCACUCUUCGAAGGACAGAAUGCUUGGCGCCUUCGGAAAAAUACCAUCGUUAAUGAGAUUGAGCACGACGAUGACUCCGUGACAAAUCAUAGCACGGAUUGGAAAUGUGUGCGAGCCAAGUACGCUAUUAUAAAAUUUUCUUUGGAUAUGCCAUUGCGAGCUUCGAAUGGUCACGUAUACCAAAAUAUUCAUGCAAUUUCCGCUUUCCUUCCGGCCCAAGAACCACCAUUGGAUGUUCCCGGUGCGCAUCGGGUUGAGCGGCAAAGCGAGGACAAGACCCAAGCUGAGAUUAUGGAAGUGUUGCACAAGAUCUUUGGGGACGAGGCCGUUCCGGAACCGAUAGACAUUUACUAUGCGAGGUGGACGCAGAAGCCUUGGUCGUACGGCUCGUACUCGAAUUGGCCACCCGCAGUAUCUGCCCAGACGCAUCAGAAUCUCCGAGCGAAUGUUGGACGGGUUUUAGGAAGGGAUGGGGCCACUUUGUUUCUUGAGUUCGCCUAA